AUGUCAAGCAUAACAGCUGUGAUCAGACACUUCGAUUUUUUAAACGACCAGAAUUGCUUUGUUAAUUACAAAAUAGACGCAGUUAUCUUCAAAGAUUAUUGUUCAUACGCUGAGUUGAUUGAAACUAUUGCGAUUCAGUUAGGAGUUGAUAUUAGCAGGAAAACGAUAUCAAUAAAAUAUGUUGUUGAAGGAGACAAUAUGCUAAUGGAAAUACAUAACUAUAUGGGAGUUAGGGUAUAUGUUGAGCUUAAGAGAGAAAACAAGGGAUUUGAAAUGUAUCCGAUGUGCGUUAGCAUAACUGAUAAUGAUCUUGAGAAUUUUGUAUCCGGUGAAUCUGCAGUUGGAGACGAUAUGUUUCAACUUGAAUUUAAUGAUUAUAUGCAUGCUAUGGGUGUAGUUGAUUCAAAUGAUUUGGAUGUGUCGGAUUGUGCUAAGGCUGUUGUUUUAUUUGAAAACAACGAUAACUUGAUAAUUUCGAACAAGGAACAGAAGGAAGUUUUUGUUGAUCAAAUUUACAACUAUAAGGAUACUUUGAAGAAUGUUAUGGUGAAUUAUGCAAUUCGCAAAAGAUUCAAUUUCAGGACAGAGAGGUCGAAUGUCAUAAGUUACACCCUAGUAUGUUGGUCAACUGAUUGUCAUUGGAAAUUCCGAGCUUCAAGUAUUGCGAACUCUGAAAUGUUCAGAGUGAGAUAUUUCCAUGACGAACAUACAUGUCCAUUGAAGGACAAGGUGUAUUCCCAAAGGCCAGCACCAAGUUGGUUGAUUGGGGGAUCAGUUGUUAAGCCAAAAAUAACAAAUCACAAGAGGAAAUAUACACCUGGUGAUAUAGUAGACGACGUAAAAAAUGAGUAUGGUGUUGAUGUUUCUUAUAUGACGGCCUGGAGGGCUAGAGAAAAGGCAAUGAUUGAAUUAAGGGGGGAACCAGCAGAAUCAUACAAGAAGUUACCGGGAUAUGUGUACAUAUUAGAUAAAACAUAUCCUGGAUCACAUGUGAGAAUGCACAAAUCACAACAAAAUGAGUUCUUGUAUUUGUUUGUAGCACUUAAAGCGUUCAUAAAAGGCUUCGAGUGUUGUAGGCCAAUAGUGUUCAAGCAAGCUUAUGGGAUUAGGGAUAACAUGUGUGUUGUAUCAGACAGACAUGAGAGCAUCAUUAAGGCAGUGUCUAGAGUAUAUCCAACUGUGCCACAUUUGUUUGAUAAGCUGAUGGAGAAGAUUGAGAAGGUUGAUUUUCAGGUAAAAGAGUACUUGGAAGAUUUUGGAAGGGAAAAGUGGGAUCGACUGUAUUCACCCUUUAACAGAGGAUGGACAACGACCUCAAAUAUAGCGGAAUGUAUUAAUGGAAAACUAGUAGCAGCAAGAGAGUUGCCUGUUUUCGAUUUUCUUGAAGAAGUGAGGAAGAUGUUUGGGAGAUGGAAUUGCACUAAUAGGAGAAAUGGUACAUACACAUUCACAACACUUGGAAAAGCAUUCCAACAAUUGUUAUCAAUAAACGAGUAUAAAUCUCUAAGUAUGACGGUUGAACCAUCAACUGAAUAUGUGUAUACCGUAAAUGAUGAGGCAAGGCGUUUCAUAAUUGAUCUUAAAAAGAAAACAUGCAGUUGUCGGAUGUUCCAAAUGGACGAGAUACCAUGUCCACAUGCAUGGGCUGUAUUGAAGAGUAAAAGUCUUAUGCCUGAUGAAUAUUGCUCAGACCUAUUCAAACCAAAGACAGUGAUUAAGACAUAUGAUGUGCCGGUGGAUCCUCUCCCUGACGAGAGUGAGUGGAAUAUUCCCACACACAUAUGCGGUGAAGUUGUUUUGCCACCAAGAUACAAGAGACCCCCGGGAAGACCAAAGAAGAAGCGAGAUAAAACAUUAAUGGAGACGAUGAUUGGUAAACAUAGGAAUGCUUGUAGUACUUGUGGACGUCUUGGUCACAAUAGGCGUUCUUGUUCUAAUGAGCCCCGUAAGAAGUAG
Molecule: messenger RNA, 1956 nt
Organism: Lycium ferocissimum
Lineage: Eukaryota; Viridiplantae; Streptophyta; Magnoliopsida; Solanales; Solanaceae
Exons: 5
Coding region: 1-1956 (651 amino acids)
Molecular function (GO): nucleic acid binding; zinc ion binding
Source: RefSeq, a predicted model, not a curated record